CAUGGUUAAAUCUCGUGGCUCAGACUCGACCGCCAUUCCUGCCUCUAUAUAUACACCUCUCUUCUUCUAACCUCUUCUCAUCAUAUUUCUUCGGGAGCUUUGAAUUGGGUCUUUCUUUUUCUUUGAGCACUAGAGCGUAUCAAACAACCGGAUCAAGCGAGAGCAGCUGUUUAAACUUCAGGUCUUAACAGUUUUCAAGUUCCUACAAAGCAAGGUACAUGGUUGACAUAGACGUCCAGAUCCCAACUACCUUCGACCCAUUUGCAGACGCGAAAGACACUGAUGCACCUGGAGCCAAAGGUUAUGUUCAUAUUCGUAUACAACAGAGGAAUGGAAAGAAGAGCCUGACGACAGUGCAAGGUCUGAAGAAGCAAUUCAGCUACGAGAAGAUCCUCAAGGACCUGAAGAAGGAGUUCUGCUGUAAUGGGAAUGUUGUUCAGGACAAAGAGCUGGGUAAGAUAAUUCAGCUUCAAGGUGACCAGCGGAAGAACGUUUCUCACUUUCUUGUUCAGGCUGGGAUUGUGAAGAAGGACCAAAUCAAGAUUCAUGGUUUCUAAGUCCUCUUUGAUUUCUUGAACUGUCAAGUGUGGUUUCUUUAUGUUAUAGUUCAACUGCUCCUUGCCUAGAGGAUCAAGUUGUUUGCUCUCUCUGGAUGUUCUUCUAAUUUUAUAUCUAAGCUAUGUUUGAAUGUAAUGAAGUUAAAGUAUUGAUAAAUGACAAUAAGAAGUUUGUUUUUCAAGUCUAA
This is a messenger RNA of Carica papaya (papaya), 745 nucleotides long. Its product is annotated as Translation initiation factor SUI1 family protein. Lineage: Eukaryota; Viridiplantae; Streptophyta; Magnoliopsida; Brassicales; Caricaceae. Gene Ontology annotation, molecular function: translation initiation factor activity. Gene Ontology annotation, biological process: translational initiation. The record is from RefSeq and is a predicted model, not a curated record.